This is a messenger RNA of Oryctolagus cuniculus (rabbit), 773 nucleotides long. Lineage: Eukaryota; Metazoa; Chordata; Mammalia; Lagomorpha; Leporidae. The record is from RefSeq and is a predicted model, not a curated record.
AUCACAGGCAGAGCACGUGCAAGAGGCCCUGCCCAGAGCCCAGGAGUCCACACAGCCUGGGAGAUGAGCCGGAGUUGGAGCCAGAGUUGGAGAAAGUAAGGAGAAACCUACAGCAGCCAACGUGUGUCCUUGACCUUCUUCAGGAGGUGAGGACGAGCCAGAGGCCUUUGCUGUGCCCUCGGAAGCCUGCCACAAGUUCUCACUGAGCCACGCUGAGAAUGGAGCGAUCCACCCGGGAGCUGUGUCUCAACUUCACUGUUGUCCUUAUUACAGUGAUCCUUAUUUGGCUCCUUGUGAGGUCCUACCAGUACUGAGAGGCCAUGACACCCUCUUGGGAUUGACUGAGACUCUGGAGCUGCCUGCUGUAUGCCCUGCAGUCCCGCUGCUGUCAUUGUCAUGGGAUGCCAUUCUUGGCACCCACGGGCACCUCUGAUCUGCACUCGCAAUGUCUGACAUGCCCUACUGCUAGGGUUGAUUGUGUGUUCUUUUAAGAUGCGGCUCUCAAGGGCUGCCAAGUGUUUGCCAGUGAGUGUCAGAUUUAUUCCCCAACUCUUACUGCAAAUGUGUUAGACAUGCCACAAGGUUAAAAUUAAACUGGAUUCGUAAUGAUAUAGAAUUGUAACAAGCCCCUGAUCUGUCUCACCUCACAGCCCUUCAAUCCACACUGUCUACAACCAAACUCUAGUUCAACCCAGCAGAAGAAAUGUUACAGGAAGUCUUUGUCAGCCCUUAUAGCUAUCAUGUGAAUAAAGUUAAGUCAACCACAAAAACUA